Sphenostylis stenocarpa is the source of this 390-nucleotide messenger RNA. Lineage: Eukaryota; Viridiplantae; Streptophyta; Magnoliopsida; Fabales; Fabaceae. The record is from the annotation of a GenBank genome assembly.
AUGAGCUCGCAGAAAAAGUCUCUCCUGAGCCGCCUCAAGGUGGCCGUGAGGAAGGUGAAGCUCCUCUUGAGCGCCACCGUGCUCAGCCACGCCUGGCAUGCUGCAACCCUUCUCCGCGGCGUUUCUCUGAGCAAACGGCAGAUUAGUUUCAACGAUCGACCCGGGUUGAUGAUGUGUACUUCUUCUUCAGAUGAGACGGAUUCGGAGGGUUUGGUUUCUCCUCCUGCGCAAAUGCUUCAGAGGACAAUAAGCUGUCCCUCAGAUGAUGAUAUUGAUAAGAGGGCAGAGAUGUUCAUAACCAAUUUCCGACGACAGCUUCAGAUGGAGAGACAAAUCUCAUUGCAGCUACGCUAUUGCAGGGAAAAUAGUCUUGAAUUGAUCUCUCCCUGA